This is a messenger RNA of Canariomyces notabilis, 501 nucleotides long. Its product is annotated as phosphotyrosine protein phosphatases I. The transcript is spliced from 3 exons. Gene Ontology annotation, biological process: protein dephosphorylation. The record is from RefSeq and is a predicted model, not a curated record. The coding region runs from base 1 to 501 and encodes 166 amino acids. Gene Ontology annotation, molecular function: acid phosphatase activity; non-membrane spanning protein tyrosine phosphatase activity. NCBI's taxonomy places the organism in Eukaryota, Fungi, Ascomycota, Sordariomycetes, Sordariales, Chaetomiaceae. Gene Ontology annotation, cellular component: cytoplasm.
AUGCCUGACCAAAUCUCUGUUCUCUUCGUCUGCCUCGGCAAUAUCUGUCGGUCGACCAUGGCGGAAGGCGUUUUCCAAUCGCUUGCAAGGAAACCACCGUACAAAGAUCUCAUAGGUACUAUCGACUCUUGCGGAACGGGCGCCUACCACACUGAUGAAGAGCCAGAUGACCGGACCAUGUCAACGCUCGAGGCACACGGAAUUACAAAUUAUGUUCAUAGAGCACGAAAGGUCAGGGAAUCCGAUUUCGACAGGUUUGACUACAUCUUCGCCAUGGAUAGAUCCAAUCUCGAGGAUCUCAAGCGCAUUCAGCAGAGGAAGCCCGGUUGUAAGGCCAAGGUCAUGCUCUUUGGGGAGUACUCGGGAACCGGCAGGGCCGAGGUCAUCAGCGACCCGUACUAUGGCGGCAGGCAAGGCUUCGAGAAGGCGUAUGAGCAGGCAACACGGUUCUCAAAAAACUUCCUGAAGGACGUCUUCCCGGAUGUGCAGCCUGAACAAUGA